Molecule: messenger RNA, 1353 nt
Organism: Drosophila grimshawi
Lineage: Eukaryota; Metazoa; Arthropoda; Insecta; Diptera; Drosophilidae
Gene: Gr28a
Product: putative gustatory receptor 28a
Exons: 3
Coding region: 10-1353 (447 amino acids)
Biological process (GO): sensory perception of taste
Cellular component (GO): membrane; neuronal cell body; axon
Source: RefSeq, a predicted model, not a curated record
UAGCUGGCGAUGGCUUUGAAGCUCUGGGAGCGCAUCUCGCAGGCGGAUAAUGUGUUCCAAUCGCUUCGACCUCUCACCUACGUAUCCCUGGUGGGUCUGGCGCCGUUUCAAUUGAAUCUAAACGCGGACAAGGAGGUGCACACAUCGAUGUACUCUGUUGUCGCCGGCAUUGUGCACUAUUUGUUCUUUGUGAUGUGCUUUGCGUUUUCAGUGCACGAGGACGACUCCAUCAUCGGCUACUUCUUUCAGACGAACAUCACCAAGUUGGGCGAUGGCACCUUGCGAUUGACGGGCAUCAUUGCCAUGUCCACGAUUUUUGGAUUUGCGAUGUUCAAGCGCCAGCAACUGGUGGGCAUCAUACAGAACAAUAUUGUCGUUGACGAGAUCUUUGUGCGUCUGGGCAUGAAACUGGACUAUCAACGCAUUCUCCUGUUCAGUUUUCUCAUCUCUUUGGGCAUUGUCAUCUUCAACGUUAUUUACCUAUGUGUCAGCUACGGCUUGCUAAUCAGUGCCACCAUCUCACCUUCACUUUUUACCUUCACGGCCUUCGCUCUGCCCCACAUCAAUAUCAGUCUUAUGGUCUUCAAGUUUCUCUGCACCACCCACUUGGCCCAGAGUCGGUUCAAUAUGGUGAAUGAGAUUCUACAGGACAUUCUGGAUGCGCAUAUUGAACAGAACAACGCUCUGGAGCUGUCGCCAAUGCACUCGGCGGUGAAUCAUCAGCGAUAUGCGCAUCGAUUGCGUAAUCUGAUCAGUACACCCAUGCAGCGUUACAGUGUUACCUCGAUUAUACGCCAGAGUCCCGAGUACGCCAUCAAGCAAGUGGCCAAUAUACACAAUCUGCUCUGUGACAUUUGCCAGACUAUCGAGGAGUAUUUCACCUAUCCCCUGCUUGGCAUCAUAGCCAUUUCGUUUUUGUUUAUACUCUUUGAUGACUUUUAUAUAUUGGAGGCACUGCUGAAUCCCAAGCGCUUGGAUAACUUUGAGGCAGAUGAGUUCUUUGCCUUCUUUUUGACACAAAUGCUUUGGUACAUUGUUAUCAUCAUUUUAAUCGUGGAGGCCAGCAGUCGCACUAUCCGCCAUAGUAGCUUCAGUGCAGCCAUUGUCCACAAGAUACUCAACAUAACCGACGAACAGGAGCUACGGGAUCGAUUAUUUCGCCUGUCUCUUCAGUUGUCGCACCGCAAGGUGAGCUUCACUGCUGCCGGCCUAUUUCGUUUGGAUCGUACAUUAAUAUUUACGAUAACUGGCGCCGCUACUUGCUACCUCAUUAUACUCAUACAAUUUCGCUCUACUCAUCACCUUGAGGAAAGUGAAGGCACUAAUAAUACGGACUAUAUACAGUUCGAUUAA